This is a messenger RNA of Panonychus citri (citrus red mite), 1108 nucleotides long. RefSeq names its product ferredoxin-2, mitochondrial-like (gene Fdx1). Gene Ontology annotation, biological process: positive regulation of oxidoreductase activity; P450-containing electron transport chain. Gene Ontology annotation, cellular component: mitochondrion. Lineage: Eukaryota; Metazoa; Arthropoda; Arachnida; Trombidiformes; Tetranychidae. The transcript is spliced from 4 exons. Bases 92 to 562 code for a protein of 156 amino acids. Gene Ontology annotation, molecular function: 2 iron, 2 sulfur cluster binding. The record is from RefSeq and is a predicted model, not a curated record.
UCUGAUUUGUUUUGAUUUUAGAAAAACAAAAAAAUUUAAUUAACCUUUUCUUUGAUUACUGAUCGUUUUUUUUUGUUAAUUCAUAACAGUUAUGAACUUUUGUUUAUCGAUUCUUCUCACAUCAGUUAGUCGAAGUAGAAUGAGAAUAGCUUCUUAUUGUUCUAGUGUAAAAAACUCUAAUCUAACCAAAGUAAAUAAGGAAAACGGUGGAAUCCAUGUAACAUAUAUUACCAAGGAAUGUGAAAGAAUCACCAUCAAGGGAAAACUUGGUGACAAUGUUAUGUAUUUAGCCCAUUCAAACGAUAUUCCAAUCGAAGGAGCUUGCGAGGCUUCGUUAGCGUGUUGUACGUGCCAUGUUUAUGUAAAUGAUGAAUUUUUCGAUAAACUACCAACUCCAGAUGAAAGGGAAGAUGAUAUGUUAGAUAUGGCUCCGUUUCUGAAAACCAAUUCUCGAUUAAGUUGUCAAAUUAUUCUUACCGAUGAAUUGGAUGGUAUUGAAGUUACUCUUCCACCGGCUACUAGAAACUUUUACGUUGACGGGAAAAAGCCAACACCACAUUAGCCUUUAUGUUUAACUAAUUUCUCUCAAUUUAAAAUACGAUUCCCAUUUAAUCUCAAUCAACAAUCAACAAUUUAGAGCUUUUUUUUGACACUUGAUAUUGAGAUUAAUUGAUGGAUCCUGAGGAUUCUCAAACUCUGUCCAUUGGAAUCCAUUCAAUCCAACUCAAUCCCUCAAAGAGAAUGAGACAAAAAGAUUCAAACAAAAAUUGAUGGUGGAACAAAAAAUCAAUCAAAUCAAUUAAAUAAUAGUCAUGAUUCAAUUGGAAAUAUCAACUAGAGGAUGAGAAGAAAAAAAAUCUCCAUCAAUUUCGAUUGGCUAUCAUAUUUGACCGUCGAUGUUAAAUAAACCUGAACCCGGUAAAAAAUUGAUUCAACGAAAACAAUCAACUUCAAUUGAUUGAUAAUCUAAUUUGUGGUUAGAAUAAUUUUCUUAAUCAUCAUGGUCGACAAUGAAAGAGAAUAAGAAAAAUGAAAAGAUACUUGGAACAAGAACGAAAAAACAAAAUCAAAUGAAAUAAAGUUCGACUUCGAAAGUGUACAAGAAAAA